AUGGUUAGAUUCAGGAAAGGUUCCAUUGGAUUGGCGUGUGACAUAGAGGGGAUGUACCACCAAGUGGGGGUGGACAAAGACUACAGAAAUAUACUUAGAUUCCUAUGGUGGGACAAGGGUGACCUAACCACGCAACCCACUGAGUACCGGAUGGCAGCGCAGUUAUUUGGAGGAGCAUCAUCUCCGUCGUGUGCUAAAUUUGCUCUCCGGACAGCAGCAGACGAAUUUGAGUCCAAGCAUGGCAAACUUGCAGCUGACUUUGUUAGAGACGACUUUUAUGUUGCUGAUGGUGUCACGUCUCUGGAUUCAGUUGAAGAUACCCUUGAACUUGUGACAAACUCAAUCAAACUCUGUGGUGAACGCGGAUUUCGUUUACAUAAGUUUGUCUCCAAUGACAGAUGGGUCCUUGACGCUGUCCCAACAUCAGAAAGAGGGAAGAACAUCCAGCACCUAGAUCUAAGACAAGAUGAGCUCCCUUUAGAGAGAACGCUGGGAAUGGAGUGGCAUGUGAAGUCCGAUUGCUUCCGAUUCUCUGUUAAUCUCAAGGAUAAGCCUUUAACCAGUAGAGGCAUACUGUCCACCGUAUCAUCAAUAUUUGACCCCCUUGGCCUGGUGUCCCCGGUUCUCCUUCAAGGAAAGAUGAUUCUGCAAGAUCUGUGCCACCAGAAAGCAGACUGGGAUGACCCAAUUCCCGAUAAAAUCCGAAUGAGAUGGGGAAAAUGGAGAAUGGAACUGAUGACCCUCAAAGAGCUGCAGAUUCCAAGAUGCUUGAAGUCCAUGAAUUUCGGAACCAUUCAGAAGGCAGAACUUCACAGCUUUGCUGAUGCAAGUGAAUACGCUUACGGACAAUGCAGUUACCUGAAGUUGGUGGAUGAAAGUGGACAAGUUGAAACUGCAUUGGUGAUGUCCAAGGCCAGAGUUGCACCAGUAAAGGUUGUGAUGAUACCAAGAUUGGAGUUGACGGCGGCUGUUACAUGUGUGAAGGUCGGAACGUUCCUGAAUAGGGAGUUGAAGAUUGAAGACCUCGAAUUGCGUUACUACACUGACAGUACUGUUGUCCUGGGAUACAUUUCUAACGAGACCAAGAAAUUCCAUAUCUUCGUCGCGAACAGAACUCAACAUAUCAGAGAUGUGUCAUCACCCCAGCAGUGGAGCCAUGUAAACACUACAGAAAACCCAGCCGACAUAGCGUCUAGAGGGUCAGAUGCCAAAUAA
Lineus longissimus is the source of this 1215-nucleotide messenger RNA. RefSeq lists its product as uncharacterized. The record is from RefSeq and is a predicted model, not a curated record. Lineage: Eukaryota; Metazoa; Nemertea; Pilidiophora; Heteronemertea; Lineidae. The coding region runs from base 1 to 1215 and encodes 404 amino acids. The transcript has a single exon.